GGCCCCUCCCCCUUCUGGCGCGUGCUGCUAUGGCGGGCGGAGGGGGGGCGCCCCUGGGGGUCCCGUGGGCGUGGUUUCCUCCGCGCGCUCUAACGGACCUCCCAGACACCUCAGGGCGGGACUGGCUGCUCCCCUUUCUCCACCUGCCGUCGGCGCUGCUGGAGGAAGAUGAGAGGGUCGGUCCCGUUCCUGUGGCUGGUGUCAGGGCUUUUGUUGAUCCUUCCUCUGGGGAAGGGGGACUCUGUGCCCCAGUGCAGUUUGUAUGGUUUGCCUGGAUGCCCAAGGAACUUUAAUCCAGUCUGUGGGACUGAUGGAGUAACAUACGCAAAUGAGUGCAUGCUUUGCUCUUCAAACAGGGAGGAGAAGAAGAAUGUCCAGAUCGCCAGCAAAGGCCCAUGCUGAUGAGACAAGCGUCAAGGGAAGACAGUACACAUGUGACCUACUGAGAAGUGGAAACCAUCUUUUAAAAGUAGCUUCCAAUCUGCUAAAAUGAAAACACUCUGUUUAACCCUUA
Messenger RNA from Sphaerodactylus townsendi, 514 nucleotides. RefSeq names its product serine peptidase inhibitor Kazal type 2 (gene SPINK2). Lineage: Eukaryota; Metazoa; Chordata; Lepidosauria; Squamata; Sphaerodactylidae. The record is from RefSeq and is a predicted model, not a curated record. Gene Ontology annotation, molecular function: serine-type endopeptidase inhibitor activity; protein binding. Bases 169 to 402 code for a protein of 77 amino acids. The transcript has 4 exons.